Messenger RNA from Girardinichthys multiradiatus, 3003 nucleotides. Its product is annotated as extracellular calcium-sensing receptor-like. The record is from RefSeq and is a predicted model, not a curated record. Gene Ontology annotation, biological process: G protein-coupled receptor signaling pathway. The transcript has 8 exons. Gene Ontology annotation, molecular function: G protein-coupled receptor activity. Bases 1 to 3003 code for a protein of 1000 amino acids. Gene Ontology annotation, cellular component: membrane. Lineage: Eukaryota; Metazoa; Chordata; Actinopteri; Cyprinodontiformes; Goodeidae.
AUGGACCUCGCAGAUAAACAGAAGGCAGACGCCUUGGAUCACUGGGUUGAAUGGCAGAAGGAGAAGGCGAAGAGGAAUCUGCCUAAAGACCUGGAGGUUCUGCCAUCUCCAUUGCUGUUGGAACAGAUGGAGCGUGAGGCGGCCCAGCGCCAGAGAGAUCGGGAGGGCUGCUCUGUCCCUCCGCCUCAGCUCCAACGUUCCCUUCCUGCUUCCGUACCGGCAGCUAAGCCGUCUUCUUCCUCCCGCCGCAGAAAUCGCCGACGCACAGGGAUCAAGAGCUUUAGGAGGACCAGUCUCAUGUAUUCCUCUCCGGAGCUGAUGGAGAGGAUCGGGCAGAUGGAGGGGGAUUAUGAGACUGCACUCCUGCCCACGCUGCGGAGGGUGUCUGCGAUGCCUCAGCCCCUGCUCACGUCACCGAGGGUCCCGCCGACACCUCAGCUCCUGUUCCUAGUCUGCAGGGUAUUCACUGAGAAACUGGUCCUCAUUCUGGCCUCUGAAACCUGCAACGAGUGGUUCGAGGAGGGAGCGCCGCCGGAUCCUGUCUCUGAGUGGUUCAAGGAGCAGUUUGUCCUCGUUCUGGCUUCUGAACCCAGAGACGAGGGGUUCGAGAAGGAAGCGCCGCCGGACCUUGUUCCUGAGGGGUUCAAGGAACAAUAUAAUCACAGAGAACUGAAGUUUGCUAGAACAAUGAUUUUUGCUGUCGAGGAGAUCAACAGGGAUCCUUUGCUUCUCCCUGGAUUAAGCUUGGGUUACAAGGUGUACAAUGGGUGUGGGGCUGACAACCUCAUUCGAGCAGCUAUUGAAGCUAUAAAUGGAAAUGACCCACUGUCCUGCAGUGAUCAGACGCUGGCUAUCUUAGGUCAUUCAUCCUCUGGCGUGAGUGAUGACAUAAACACCAUAAUCAGUACGGUAUCUGUGCCACAGAUUAGUCACCUGUCUACAUGUGCUUGCUUAAGUGACAAAAUUCGAUAUCCAACAUUCUUCAGAACGGUACCAAGCGACCGCUACCAAAUCACAGCUCUGGUAGAGCUUAUGAAAUACUUUGACUGGCGCUGGAUAGGAAUCAUUCAUUCUGUGGGUACAUAUGCAGAGGAAGGUGCAUCUGAGUUAGUUAAAGAGGCACUAAAGGAAGGUAUAUGUGUAGAAUACAGGAUACUUUACUUAAAAACAUCCAGGUUGAGAUUUAGAACCAUAGUAAAGACACUGCAGGAGUCUUCGUCCAAGGUGGUAUUGAUGUUUAUGUCGCUGUCUUAUGCAGAGUCAUUCCUUUCAGAAAUGGAGGUGCAUAACAUAACUGGAAAGCAGUGGGUGGGCAGUGAAUCUUGGAUCACACAAACACACCUUGUUUCUGCUGAUAGAAAGCACAUCUUACAGGGGGCAAUAGGCUUUGCCCUUCCUCAGGCAUCUAUACCAGGUCUAGGGGAAUUCCUGCUUAGCUUAAAACCUUUCAAUCAAUCAGACAGCUCUCUAAUUGAAGCUAUCUGGGAGGAUUUCUUUGGAUGCAGUUUCACCCCAACAAAUACCUCUACUUUGUGUACUGGUACAGAAGAUCUACAGGCCAUCUCUAGUGUCUACACAGAUGUAACAAAUUUCAGAGAAGAAAAUUGUAUUUAUACAGCUGUCUAUUCUGUAGCAUUUGCUCUCAGUGUGCUUUUGCAGUGUGAAAAUGGCUCAAAUCCUACCACUGGAAAUCCCUGUUUGUCCAAGGAUGAAAUCCAGCCUAAGUUAGUAUUUGAUGCCAUGAAGCUAGUAAACUUCACAACUAAGAAUGGGGCUAACAUUUUCUUUGAUAAUAAUGGUGACUCUACUGCCAAGUAUGACCUUGUGAAUUGGCAGAUAAAAGAGGAUGGUUCAGCAGACAUAGUCAGCAUUGGCCAGUUUGAUAAUUCUUUACCGGAGGGGACGAAACUGAAACUAAAAGACAAUAUGAAAAUAGUUUGGGGCAGCUAUAAUAACAUGGUGGUACGGUCUGUCUGCAGAGAGCCGUGUCCACCAGGAACUCGAAAGGCAGUAAACAAAAAUAAGCCUUUGUGCUGCUUUGAUUGCUUUCAGUGUCAUGAAGGAACAAUUAGUAAUAAGACAAAUUCUCUCGACUGUUUGACCUGUUCACCUGAAUUUCGGCCAAAUGAAAUGAGAGACAACUGUGUUCCAAAACCUACUGAAUACCUUUCCUACACGGAGACCAUGGGGAAACUUCUUACUGGUUUUGGCACCUUUGGUGUAUUUUUAUCACUUCUCAUAACCACAAUAUUUUUUUGUCAUAAAGACACUCCCAUUGUAAGAGCAAACAACUCUGAGCUGAGCUUUCUGCUUCUGUUUUCACUAAAGUUGUGUUUCCUCUGCUCAUUGACCUUCAUUGGUCGGCCCACUCAUUGGUCUUGCAUGCUUCGAUACACCUCAUUCAGCAUUACAUUUGUCUUUUGCAUUUCAUGUGUUCUGGGGAAAACAAUGCUGGUUCUGAUCACCUUCAGAGCAAGACUUCCAGGCAGUAACGUGAUAAAGUGGUUUGGACCUGCACAGCUAAGAGUCACCGUUCUCAUUUUUAUUCUUGUUCAGGUUGUCAUUUGUAGAAUUUGGCUAACUACCAGUCCCCCUUUCCCAAAUAUGAAUAUGCAGUACUAUAAAGACCGAAUCAUUUUAGAGUGUGCUCUGGGUUCAGCGGUUGGAUUCUGGGCAAUGCUCGGUUAUAUAGGAAUUCUAGCUGCCUUAUGCUUCAUUCUUACUUUUCUUGCUAGAAAACUACCGGACAGUUUCAAUGAAUCCAAACUAAUCACAUUUAGCAUGCUGAUAUUCUGUGCAGUCUGGAUCACAUUUAUCCCAGCAUACAUUAGCUCUCCAGGAAAAUUUGCUGUGGCUGUGGAGAUAUUUGCUAUUCUGGCCUCCAGUUUUGGUGUGUUGCUUUGCAUUUUUGCUCCAAAGUGUUAUAUUAUUUUGCUGAGACCAGAUGAAAACUCAAAAAAGAGUUUAAUGGUUAAGAUGUCCCCAAAUAACUUUAAUUCGUAA